Molecule: messenger RNA, 534 nt
Organism: Helianthus annuus (common sunflower)
Lineage: Eukaryota; Viridiplantae; Streptophyta; Magnoliopsida; Asterales; Asteraceae
Product: secreted RxLR effector protein 161-like
Exons: 2
Coding region: 1-534 (177 amino acids)
Source: RefSeq, a predicted model, not a curated record
AUGGCAUCUCGGGAUGUAGCAUUCUGGAAAGAAGCUAUAAAUGACGAGAUGGACUCUAUUAUGCAGAAUAACACUUGGAAACUGUCUGAUCUACCCCUUGGGUUUAAACCACUUGGUUGUAAAUGGAUCUUCAAGAAGAAGAUGAAAGUAGAUGGUUCAGUUGAUAAGUUUAAAGCCCGAUUGUUUAAUUUUCAUGAUAGUUCUCCGGUUACUCCAAUGGAUCCUACUUUUAAGCUCUCACUUAAUGAAGGUGUAGCUGUAAGCCAACUUGAAUAUUCAAGGGCCAUUGGAUCUCUCAUGUAUGCCAUGAUUAGCACUAGACCGGAUAUAGCUUAUGCUGUUGGAAAGCUUCGUAGGUAUACUAGCAAUCCAGGUGUAAGUCAUUGGCAAGCAAUGAAUCGAGUAUUUAGGAACUUGAAAGGAACCAUGAAAUAUGGUUUUCCUUUAGUUUUAGAAGGUUAUUCGGAUGCAAGCUGGAUUAACAACAAGGAAGAUCAUUCUUCCAUAAGUGGAUCGACUUUUCUGCUUGGAUGA